AUGCGCACUGUCCUUGCUCGGGAGAUGGGUGGCUGCAGUGUUUUGGGCCGGAUCUGGGGUGUAUGGCGGCGGCGGCCAGGGGUCCGCGCAGUGCCCAAGGCCCCAGGCUUUGGCACCGAAGCCGGACAUCGGCUGCGACCCGGAGGCUCCAGCAAACGGUCGAGGCCCCAGCCAUUCCCGGGGCUGCUGCAGCUAGAGAACCUCGGUCGGGAGGAGCUGGUUGAUGUGCUGAGGGCUGCAGUAGUGGACCAGAAAGGACCUCUAGUGACAUUGAAUAAGCCACCGGGUCUACCAGUGACAGGAAAACCAGGAGAGUUGACAUUGUUCUCAGUGCUGCCAGAGCUGAGCCAGUCCCUGGGGCUUGGGGAUCAGGAGCUCCAGGUUGUGCAAGCAUCUGGGAAAGAGACCUCUGGGCUUGUACUCCUCUCCAGUUGUCCUCAGACAGCCAGCCGCCUCCAAAAGUUCUUCAUCUACUCACGGAGAGCCCAGAGGCCCACAGCCAACUACUGUGCUGUCACUGAUGGGAUCCCAGCUACUUCUGAGGGGAAGAUCCAAGCAGCUUUGAAACUGGAACACGUUGAUGGCGUUGAUCUUGUAAUUCCAGUGAAGUCCCCAUCCCGAAAAGACUUCCAAGAAGGUGUCAAGAGGACCCUCAGCCACUUCCAUGUGGUGGCCAUGGGCUCUGGCUGUGCCUUGGUCCAACUGCAGCCACUGACAGUGUUCCCCAGUCAGCUCCAGGUACACAUGGUACUACAGCUCUGCCCUGUGCUCGGGGAUCACACAUACUCUGCCCGCGUGGGCACUGUCCUGGGUCAGCGCUUUCUACUGCCAGCAGAGAGCACCAAGCCCCAAAGACAGGUCCCGGAUGAAGCCCUCCUCAGACGCCUCUGCCUGACCCCCUCCCAGGCUGCCCAACUGCCCUUGCAUCUCCACCUGCAUUGUCUCCAUCUUCCAGGCAUGAGGCCCGGGGAGGCCCCCAUGAAGCUUCUGGCACCCUUGCCCUCUUAUUUCUCCAGGACCCUACAGUGCUUGGGGCUCCACCAACAAUAAUGCUCCUUCUGUUCCUUUUGUUUCUGCUGGAAAGCAGUGGGGAUGGGGUGGGAGAUGAACCUACGAUGAGGCCUGAGGAGAAUGAGGUCAGUACUCAACAUGCAGUAAGGCCUCGCUUUAAGAUCCUGGGCUCUGCAUUCGGACACACCUAAGAUCAAAGCCUGCCUAGGCCACCUGCUGCAUGGUGUUAGGCAAAUGAAUUCAUCUCUUUGGACGUGCAUUAAUAAAAGUACCUACCUCA
Molecule: messenger RNA, 1291 nt
Organism: Puma concolor (puma)
Lineage: Eukaryota; Metazoa; Chordata; Mammalia; Carnivora; Felidae
Gene: RPUSD3
Product: RNA pseudouridine synthase D3
Biological process (GO): pseudouridine synthesis
Molecular function (GO): RNA binding; pseudouridine synthase activity
Source: RefSeq, a predicted model, not a curated record